This is a messenger RNA of Corticium candelabrum, 2107 nucleotides long. RefSeq names its product low-density lipoprotein receptor-related protein 6-like. The transcript is spliced from 7 exons. NCBI's taxonomy places the organism in Eukaryota, Metazoa, Porifera, Homoscleromorpha, Homosclerophorida, Plakinidae. The coding region runs from base 1 to 1923 and encodes 640 amino acids. The record is from RefSeq and is a predicted model, not a curated record.
AUGGUGCUUGUUCCUACUGUGACGAUUGCACAUGCAGCUACUACAGAAAUCGUUGUUCUAGAUCUAACGGCCAUUGCAGCCAUUUUUGCUUUCCUAGAAAAUAUUCAAGGAACGUUUGUGGUUGUCCUGCCGGAUACAAAUUGUCUUACUCCCGACGAUGCGUGGGUGUCUGAGUCACCUCAACUGUUGGUGAGCAACGCGACUAAGCUUGUUUCACUAAUAAGUGAUUCAACCGGGAACUCUCUAGAAGAUCCUCACUCACUCUCAUUUGGUUCACUAAACCGGAUGGUUGCACUGGACUACGUGAUCAAAAGUGGAAAUCAUUACAUAGCGUACACGGACGGUUCUGCUGUCAAACGCAGAGGUCUGGACGGUACAGAAGACAUUACAAUCACAAAUGGACUGCCAGAUCCAAGAGGCAUAGCAACCGAUUGCGUCACGGGGAACAUUUAUUAUGCAGAUAUGCAGAAGCCUAUAAUUGCUGUAUCAAAUACGGAAGGAACAAGUCACAAAGUUUGCUUGAAGUCUCCACAAGUGAAAAAACCGUUUUCCUUGGCUCUCAACACAAGAAAAGGAGUAUUGUAUUUCUCUGAUCUUGGAAAAGGUGGCAUUUUCAGUUACUCGAUGGACUGCACUGGUGGUUACGCACGCUACAUUGCUAGCGCUCAUGCAGCCUCUGGUCUGGCUCUUGAUGACAACGCGCAAGUACUCUACUGGACGGAAUUCUACAAGAGAGAAGUCAAACUUUAUAACAUACAGAGUGGCGGUGUCCGUGCAAUAUCUAUCACUGACAGAAACUAUUAUAUGAGGAAGCCGUUCGGACUAACCGUUUUGGGCAACUAUCUGUUCUUUACCUCCUGGGAAAAUGGGUGCAUUGGUCGCAUCCCCAAACAUGGCGGUGAAAUUCGCGCUGUUUCUUGCAACAGGAAUGCAAACCUGCAAGGUAUUUCUCACGUUCAUUCACCUUCAGUCUGUCGUCGACCUUCAGGUUCUUGUGGAUAUUGCCCUCGUCCUCGGUUCUGCAUGCUGUCCUCUGACCGACGUGGUUCUUUCGAAUGCGUCUGUCCAGAAGGAUUUAUCAGUUCCGGUUCUGGAUGUACACUACGUAAUGAGGACUUUAUUCUUGUAUCUGCACGUCACUCGAUUAUGGCACUCUCUUUGCAAGGUUCUUCUUCUUGGAUUGCUAAGCUUCCAUUGCCUCCUCAGGAAAACAUCAUUGCUCUUGAUUACGACUAUACUGGUAAGAAGGUGUUUUGGACAGACGUCAAGACAAAGAAAAUUUAUUCAGCAAAGUUGGACGGUACAAACAUGGAGGUAUUGCUGUCUCACGAUUCGAGCAGGGACCAAUGUCGACUGUGUCAUCCUGAUGGGCUUGCUUAUGAUUGGACAAAUGGACAGUUGUAUUACACUGACUAUGCUUCUGGUGAGAUAUGCUAUAUUAACGUCAAGAUGUACGGAAAGAAGACUCCACAGCGUGUGUUGAAUGGUCUUCACUGGCCCAGAGCAAUUGUCGUCGAUCCAAGAAACAGGAAGCUCUAUUUUUCUGAAUGGGGCACGGUUCCACGCAUUUCUUCCCUUUCUAUUGGAAAUAGAUAUCCACAAGCCCUGAUCUCAACCAAUGUAACCUGGCCAAACGCUUUAACCAUCAGCAGGGAUAGGUCAAAGCUCUAUUUUGGAGAUGCCGGUAAGGAUUACGUCGCCUCUUACAAUUUGUACUCGAGAAGGGUCUACCCGCUCAGCAGCACGCCUCACAUCUUUGGAAUCGAUCAGUAUACCGAGAGAUACAACCAACAGUACAUCUACUGGUCCGACUGGCAGUUGGGUGUCCUAAAGCAGUCCGUCAACGGCGGUAGAAUUCAACAGUUGGCAACAAGUAGUGAUGUCUAUCGAGCAUCAGGCAUCAGAGUAUUUUCCAGACGCUGACUACAAAUUAGGUUGAAAGUUGAACUGUUUGAGAAUUUGGAAAAUAUUAGACAUAGUUAGCAAUGCUAGGGUUGGCUAUUCUAGACAGACUUUUCUGACUAUGUUUGCAAUGCAUACAGGUCAUGUGGGGUAUGAUAGCAAGAGGAUAGUAUAGUGCAAUAUGAUAAUAAAUUUCAAAAUUGAA